Mesitornis unicolor (brown roatelo) is the source of this 927-nucleotide messenger RNA. RefSeq names its product carbohydrate kinase domain containing (gene NAXD). The transcript is spliced from 6 exons. Gene Ontology annotation, biological process: metabolite repair. The record is from RefSeq and is a predicted model, not a curated record. Gene Ontology annotation, molecular function: ATP-dependent NAD(P)H-hydrate dehydratase activity. The coding region runs from base 239 to 661 and encodes 140 amino acids. Lineage: Eukaryota; Metazoa; Chordata; Aves; Mesitornithiformes; Mesitornithidae.
UAGUGACAGUCCCAAUGCUAUCCAUGAAGUGGAAAAGUGGUUACCACGGCUGCAUUCGGUUGUCAUAGGACCUGGCUUAGGUAGAGAUGAAGUUCUACUUGAGAACGCUAAGGGUAUUAUAGAAAAAUCGAAAGUGAAAGGAAUUCCUAUCAUUAUUGAUGCAGAUGGACUGUGGCUCAUUUCCCAGCAGCCUUCUCUUAUCCAAGGCUACCAGCGAGCUAUUCUUACUCCAAACUAUAUGGAGUUUAGUAGACUCUAUGAAGCCAUGCUUAGAGACCCUGUAGACAGUAGUGAUCAUCAUGGAUGUGUAUUAAGACUCAGCCAAGCCAUGGGGAAUUUGACAAUUGUUCAAAAGGGAGAGAGAGAUCUUAUUUCAGAUGGAGAGAAAGUGCUCGUGUGCAGCCACGAAGGAAGCAGCCGGAGAUGCGGUGGGCAGGGGGACCUCCUGUCUGGGUCUCUUGGAGUCUUGGCGCACUGGGCAUUUCUUGCUGGAGCAGAGAAAACAAACGGUCAAAACCCCUUUCUAGUGGCUGCAUUUGGAGCUUGCUCUCUGACCAGGCAGUCCAACCACCAAGCCUUUCAAAAAUUCGGACGCUCAAUGACUGCCUCUGACAUGGUUUCAGAAGUUGGAACAGCUUUUAGCAAACUUUUUGAAACCUGAAGCCAAAGCAGCAGAGAAGAAGAAAGGAAAAGGAAGAACCAUGACUGCAAGAGUAAUUACAUUUACUGUAGGAUUUACAUAAGUAAUACACCCUUUCAAGUGCUGUAGCAGCAUUGGUAUGCUAGGUAGAUUUUUUUUUAUUUUUAAGAAUAGAAAAAUAUGAUUAAUGUAGAUAUUUUUUAAGAGUUUGGAAUACAAAAAUGUUUUGGCUGAAAUAAGCUGUAGUUGCAGAUCUGUUAUAAUAUAAUAAAACUAAACUGAAAGUA